Stegodyphus dumicola is the source of this 873-nucleotide messenger RNA. RefSeq lists its product as uncharacterized. The record is from RefSeq and is a predicted model, not a curated record. NCBI's taxonomy places the organism in Eukaryota, Metazoa, Arthropoda, Arachnida, Araneae, Eresidae.
AUGUAUAAAAUUGAUGGGACGAAAUCUAAAGAUCUCAAAAACCAUAAAGUAUCUCGGAGUUACAUGGGAUCCAGGGUCUUCACAUGGCUGCCCCACCUUCAAGACAUCAGAGUCAAGACAGCAAAUAUAGCUAAGAAAGCCAGACAAUUCCAGGGAAGCAACUGGGGGCAAAACCCUCACAUCCAGAAACUGCUAUAUCUAACGGUAGCGGAGAGAAUUGUUCUUUACGCAUCGGCUAUAUGGGCGCAACCAAUGAGCAGUCGCAAGAUCAAACUCCUGACAACAAUACAACGGCCAUUUGCUCUAAACAUAAGUAGGGCAUAUAGGACAACGGCAUCAAGUGCAAUAACGGUCCUUGCGGGACUAACACCCCUGCACAUAAAGGCCAGCAUAGAAGCUGCAUAUGAGCGCCUAAUUAGGCUAAAACAAGAUGCCAACUUUGCUGGCACCGCCUUCCAUGCAACACAGUAUGAAUUACCAGGGAGUGUGCAGUAUGUGCACCCGGCACACAAAAGUAAAGGCAUCCAUGUUGUGACAGCACAGCACCCAACGCCUCCCAGAGAAACUCCACAUGUGAACUCUCGAUUUUGCACCGACGGAUCAAAGCAUGACAAUGGAGUGGGAUGCGCCUUCGUUCACUUCAAAAAUGACCGAGGGGAAAGCAAAUGGAAAGGCCAUCUCGCUACUCACAACACCACUUUCCAGGCGGAAGCUGUGGCAAUAGCAGCUGCAAGUAAGUAUGCUCUGGGCAUUAAUCUAGCAGCAACCGAAAUUCACACAAGACAGCAUGUCAGUGCUACAGGCAAUCAUGAAUCACCACCAUACCUCACCCACAAUUAUAGCAAUCCAACAGCUCCUUGCGUAACAAUCUGA